CUGGACUUCCUGCCUCAGGGCAGCAUAUCUCUGCCACCCUCACUCAUCACGAUGAAGAACAUCACUGUUUUUGCCAUCAUCGCUCUGGCAGCCACCACAUGGGCUGCCUCUCCUCCUGGGAUCAAAGAGGUGGACUGCUCCAAAUACAACAGAAAUGGAAUGAUUGUAUGCUCAAGGGAGCGGAACCCAAUGUGUGGCAUAGAUCAUCAAACUUACAGUAAUGAAUGCAUGUUUUGCCAGCUGAACCAAAAUAAAGGAUUUCAACUCAGAAAACUUCAUGAUGGUGAAUGUGAUAUUGAGUGCCGCGAUUAUUCUGUGUUCUGUACCAUGGAAUAUGUAGCUCACUGCGGAUCUGAUGGAGAAGUGUAUCCUAACAAAUGCUCAUUUUGCAAUGCUGUUGUGAAGAGACGUGGUACACUUUUUUUGGCAAAGCAUGGAGAAUGCGAGUCUCCCUGAUGCUCAAGGGCACCAAGUUCCCUUUGGCAGAUUCCACAUAGAGAACCAAUCCCUCUCAGCUGUGGGGUGAAUAUAUGGAUUUGAUUCUUCAAUAAAAGAUUCUCUGCAGAAAGGUUUCA
This is a messenger RNA of Suricata suricatta (meerkat), 575 nucleotides long. RefSeq names its product double-headed protease inhibitor, submandibular gland-like. Gene Ontology annotation, molecular function: protein binding. The record is from RefSeq and is a predicted model, not a curated record. Bases 52 to 456 code for a protein of 134 amino acids. Lineage: Eukaryota; Metazoa; Chordata; Mammalia; Carnivora; Herpestidae. The transcript has 6 exons.